AUGGGCUGCUUCACAUUUGUCAAAGUUGUGAUGGUUGUGUUCAACUUGCUUAUCUUUCUGGCAGGUAUGUGUUUGGCGGCUGCAGGGAUAUGGGUGACAGUGGACGGAGAUUCCUUUAUGAAAGUUUUGCCACCCUUCACUGAUGAUUUCCAGAGUCAUGUCAAUGUAGGAAUCUUCAGCAUCACUAUUGGAGCAGUUAUGACUCUGCUUGGACUGCUGGGGUGCUGUGGAGCGCAGAAAGAGAGCAAAUGCCUUCUUAUAAUGUUCUUCUCCAUCAUCCUGAUCAUUUGCAUUGCUGAGACGGCAGCCACAAUAGUAGCCCUGGUCUAUUCCUCAUAUGUGAGUCUCGCUUGA
Molecule: messenger RNA, 354 nt
Organism: Sinocyclocheilus rhinocerous
Lineage: Eukaryota; Metazoa; Chordata; Actinopteri; Cypriniformes; Cyprinidae
Product: tetraspanin-1-like
Exons: 3
Coding region: 1-354 (117 amino acids)
Cellular component (GO): plasma membrane
Source: RefSeq, a predicted model, not a curated record